CCGGUGACAACUGUCGAGAUCAUAGCCGUCCGUAUCAUCUGUCUCCCUUCUCUAGGGUUUUAGCCGUAUAAGAUCCCCCUCGCCAUCCCCCGGACGCCGCCUCCGCCGCCUCGCGCUUCCUCCCGUCUCGGUGCGCUCCGAUCCGAAGAGAUGGCGGUGCCGCUGCUGACGCAGAAGAUCGUGAAGAAGCGGGUCAAGCAGUUCAAGAGGCCUCACACCGACCGCUACAAGUGCCUCAAGCCAAGCUGGCGCAGGCCAAAGGGUAUUGACUCCCGUGUCAGGAGGAAGUUCAAGGGAUGCACCUUGAUGCCCAACAUUGGUUAUGGUUCUGACAAGAAGACAAGGCAUUACCUUCCCAACAAAUUCAAGAAGUUUGUCGUCCACAAUGUCUCUGAGAUGGAGUUGCUUAUGAUGCACAACAGGACAUACUGUGCUGAAAUUGCUCACAAUGUCUCAACCCGUAAGCGCAAGGAGAUUGUGGAGCGUGCCGCACAGCUUGACAUUGUGGUCACAAACAAGCUUGCCAGAAUUCGCAGCCAGGAGGAUGAGUAAAGGGCUAUACAGAUUGCAUCUUUGGCUGAUUUGUUUGUAGGAAACCACCCUGUUCGAAGAAUUUUUUGCUUUAUCGGUGAUGUUAGUUUGUUAUCUGGACGUCCUGUUAUUAUCAGUAACGAGGUAAACAUAGAACAACUACAGUUUUGAA
Phragmites australis (common reed) is the source of this 703-nucleotide messenger RNA. Its product is annotated as large ribosomal subunit protein eL32z-like. Gene Ontology annotation, molecular function: structural constituent of ribosome. The coding region runs from base 151 to 552 and encodes 133 amino acids. Lineage: Eukaryota; Viridiplantae; Streptophyta; Magnoliopsida; Poales; Poaceae. Gene Ontology annotation, cellular component: cytosolic large ribosomal subunit; ribosome. Gene Ontology annotation, biological process: translation. The record is from RefSeq and is a predicted model, not a curated record. The transcript is spliced from 4 exons.